Rhopalosiphum padi (bird cherry-oat aphid) is the source of this 1799-nucleotide messenger RNA. Its product is annotated as rRNA N6-adenosine-methyltransferase ZCCHC4. The coding region runs from base 407 to 1720 and encodes 437 amino acids. Gene Ontology annotation, cellular component: nucleolus; cytoplasm. Gene Ontology annotation, biological process: rRNA methylation. Gene Ontology annotation, molecular function: rRNA (adenine-N6-)-methyltransferase activity. The transcript has 9 exons. The record is from RefSeq and is a predicted model, not a curated record. NCBI's taxonomy places the organism in Eukaryota, Metazoa, Arthropoda, Insecta, Hemiptera, Aphididae.
ACGUGGAGUCGUCACUUGUUACUCAUUAUUUAGUCUUCACGGACUUUAAUAAUACAUGAAGCUACAUUUUGGUGUCAUAUACUGCCAUAAGUCACUGUCUAUGCUAUGAAAUAGUGGCACACUAUAGUGUUUGACGACUACCACAAGUUCCGCUCUUCUAUUGUGGUCAAUACUGGCCUAGAAGCACUUCGGUGCCCAGUGGAUAGUACCAUAGCAUAGCCAGUACUCACUCGUCAAUUUGUCAGUCAACCAAUCAAGUAUUCAGUGUCGGUUGUGCAGUGUUCAUAUUAUUAUUAGAUUAUGUUUGCGAACUAACUUCUAUUUUCUAAUACCUUUGAAUAAUUACCGUUUGACCGACCACAAAGUUUAACAUUAACUGUCAUUUAUUCUGCCAACCUACGCAAACAUGGCUGAGGAGUACAUUAAAACAGUGGCCGUUCACAUGGACAAUUUGAACACGCAUCCUCAUUGCUCUCACGGACCAACGUUGUUGUUUUCUCGAGGAUCUGACAAUAAAAAGUUUUACUCUUGCUCGGCACAUAGAGAUAGAAAAAAAUGUUCUUUUUUUGUGUGGGAAAAUCAAAUUGAAACAAUUGGACAAAAAUAUAUGGAACAAUAUGAAAGAGAUCUCAUUGUCACAAAAAUGAUGAGAUAUAAAUUACAAACCAGGUAUGAUCAUACAAAAAAUUUAACCCCAGAAGAAAGAUGUUUCUGUCAGAAAUGUGGUGAAUUAUUUUCUAAAACUCAACAAGAUUUGCAUUCGGACCAUUGUGAAUUGUUAGUAGAAAAUAUAAAUGAUUUAAAACUAUCUCACCCUUCACAGUUGUUUAGACCAUUACAAGAAUCAAAAAGUGAAUCUCAGUAUUUUUUUACUGAAAACACUAUUGAAAUGUUAGUCAAAAUGUUUCGUUCUGUUGGUACAACUAAUAUUAUUUGUAUCGGUGCUCCCACAAUACAUGAAAAGAUAUUAUGUGAUGUACCCGAGAUGAAUAGUGUUUUACUUGACAUUGAUCAUAGAUACUUGCAAUUUUAUGAUACUGACCAUUUUAGAUGGUUUAAUAUGUAUAACUGUCAUAUACUUGAAGAAUGUGACACAGAAUUUGUGUUGGAAGAUAUUUUGACCCAAGGAGAUUCUACUGCUGUAUUCAUUGACCCUCCAUUUGGCGGCAGACUUGAACCAUUAGCAUAUACACUAGAAAGAUUUGAUCAAAUUAGGAAAAAAAACAACAAGAGCGUAUUAUCAAAGUUUCUUGUGUUACCUUAUUUUAUGGAACGUUUUGUAGUCAACUGCUUACCUGGGAUGUCAAUGAUAGAUUAUAAAAUUGACUACAUAAAUCAUAAAAAGUUUAAUAGUUCUGGUAGAAAUAAAGGAUCUCCAAUUAGAAUAUUCACUAAUGUAGAUCAAUGCAAGAUAUCUUUACCGGUUGAGGAAAAUUAUAGAUUUUGUGAUUUAUGUAAUCGAUGGGUUUGCUCAGAAAAUGUACACUGUUACAAGUGCAAUAGUUGUACAUCAAAGAAUGGUCGUGAAUACAUACACUGUAAUUUAUGUAAGAAGUGUGUGAAAAGAACAUGGAAACAUUGCAAACAAUGUAACAAAUGCUGUUUAAUAGAGCACAGUUGUAUGAGAUUUCCGACUAAGGGUAAAAUGAAGGACAAAUCACGUAAAAAGCAUAUGUUGUCAAAGGGCAAAGGCAUAAAAAAAUAUGAUGUUAUGGAUUAAAUUAUUAAAAUAUGUAUUAUAUACUGUUUAUAUUUAAUUCAAUUAUUUAUAAUAAAUAUAACUAUAUAUUUUACUCUUA